This is a messenger RNA of Notolabrus celidotus (New Zealand spotty), 629 nucleotides long. RefSeq names its product hemoglobin embryonic subunit alpha-like. Gene Ontology annotation, molecular function: iron ion binding; heme binding; oxygen carrier activity. Gene Ontology annotation, biological process: oxygen transport; hydrogen peroxide catabolic process. Gene Ontology annotation, cellular component: blood microparticle; haptoglobin-hemoglobin complex; hemoglobin complex. NCBI's taxonomy places the organism in Eukaryota, Metazoa, Chordata, Actinopteri, Labriformes, Labridae. The record is from RefSeq and is a predicted model, not a curated record.
AACUGAGGCAACAGUGAGUAGUUGAAUAGACACUGACAAACUUAUGUUCAGUCAACUUUAACACCAGAUGUGGAACGCCUCGUGCAGCCUAUCUUGCACCUUGAGACUGCACGGGCGUGUCCCAGCUGUGUUCCAUGCAUAAAAACCCCGCACGGUUUCGGACUCAUCGCAGCAACUCUGAAUCAACCUGCAAGAUGACAAGUCUCACUCCUAAGGACAAGGCCACAGUCAAAGCCUUCUGGGGCAGGGUGUCUUCAAAGGCGGAUGAUAUUGGCUGCGAUGCUCUGGCCAGGAUGCUGAUCGUGUACCCGCAGACAAAGACUUACUUUGCGCACUGGAAAGACCAGAGCCCCACUUCCCCGUCUGCCAAAAAGCACGGAAUCACCGUGAUGUCUGGAGUUGCAGAUGCUGUGGGCAAAAUCGACGACAUCAAAGGAGGUCUGCUGACCCUCAGUGAGCUGCAUGCCUUCACUCUGCGGGUGGACCCUGCCAACUUCAAGAUCAUCUCCCACUGCAUCCUCGUGGUCAUGGCCAUCAUGUUCCCCCAAGACUUCACCCCUGAGGUCCAUGUCUCCAUGGAUAAGUUCCUGGCUGUUUUGGCUCUGUCCCUGGCUGAGAAAUACCGAUAA